AUGCUUAAGAAGCUUCUCGUUCUGGCCCUUUCGGCGUCGGCCCUCGCCGCCGAUGCCGUCCCCGUUUUCAACAAGCGUCAGGCGGUCCCGAUCCCGUGCAGCGAGUCCAGUCGCAAGGCAUGCGGCGACGGCUGCAUUCCCCUGACUUACACAUGCUGUCCGGACCAGCAGGGAGGAUGCCCCUUGAGCUCAACAUGCUGGCUCGGCACGGAUGGCGCGUACGGUUGCUGCCCCAUCGGUCGGCGCUGCACCGGCCCGGGCGGAGUUGACACACAGCCCGGCAGCACAGUGAGCUCCACCAUCUUCUUUACCGAGUCGGUGCCGGACGAGGAGAGUUCCACAACCUUCUUCGUCUCGACGUCCACAUCGGUAAUCACUUUUACCUCAGAGGAGAGCACUUCAACAGAGACUCGCUUCGUGCCGGAGCCGACCACCUCCUCAUCCUUUCCUGCAGCCACCAACACCCAUAUGACGACAUUUGUAGCGCCUACGGCUACGGCGAGCAACACAUCUACAAGAGCGCCUCCGGUGACGUUUAACGGCGCAAAUAGCCGGAGCGGAUCGCUCUUCCAAGCCGCGGCAGCCGGUAUUAUGGCGCUUUUAGUGAUUUAA
Colletotrichum spaethianum is the source of this 612-nucleotide messenger RNA. RefSeq lists its product as uncharacterized. NCBI's taxonomy places the organism in Eukaryota, Fungi, Ascomycota, Sordariomycetes, Glomerellales, Glomerellaceae. The coding region runs from base 1 to 612 and encodes 203 amino acids. The transcript has a single exon. The record is from RefSeq and is a predicted model, not a curated record.